CUCCAGUUUCAUGGAAGCUGGCUCAGUGCAAACUGGAGCAGCCGCGAUAUUAUGUUUUCCAGAGGGACAAUGGAGCCUAAGGAAUCGCUUCGUCAACCGUUUUUGUUGUGGAAUGUCUCAAGACCUCCGGAAGCGAUGGCCAGCAGUACACUCUCCUCAGUCAUUCGGAACGAAGCCCUCUUCCCUCUGGGAUUGGCUCUCAUUGAGCUAUCACUAUGUCGUACGAUUACUACUCUGCGGGUUCCUGAAGAUGAGAAUCCUGACGAAGAAGUAGUACUUCUGAAGGUUGCCAAUCGCUGCCUCGACCAUGUUUUCUUGGAGAGUGGCACGAGAUAUGGUUGUGUGGUCCAGCAGUGCUUGUCCUGGUCUCAUACUCGUGAGACUAAUAUGAAUAAUGAGGAAUUUCAAGACACAGUUUUCCGGCAUAUUAUUUCACCUUUGCUAGAUGACGUGGAGGACUUCGAAGGACGAUCAAGGAAUGUGCGCUAGGUAUGUGCUCACAGUAAUUGAACGCGUGACUCAACAUGGACUUGCAAUGGGUUUUAAAGUUUGCCUUUGGAUUAUAAUAUUGACUGUUCAAGGUCUUUGGGACCUUAAUUUAUCAGCCACCGUAAGAAGUUAUAUCAAAUCUUGAGUAUUCGAUUCACACAAGUUAGAUUAGCAACA
This is a messenger RNA of Aspergillus ruber CBS 135680, 666 nucleotides long. RefSeq lists its product as uncharacterized. The coding region runs from base 70 to 489 and encodes 139 amino acids. The transcript has a single exon. The record is from RefSeq and is a predicted model, not a curated record. NCBI's taxonomy places the organism in Eukaryota, Fungi, Ascomycota, Eurotiomycetes, Eurotiales, Aspergillaceae.